Molecule: messenger RNA, 618 nt
Organism: Harpegnathos saltator (Jerdon's jumping ant)
Lineage: Eukaryota; Metazoa; Arthropoda; Insecta; Hymenoptera; Formicidae
Exons: 2
Coding region: 1-618 (205 amino acids)
Source: RefSeq, a predicted model, not a curated record
AUGUUAGAAAGAUUAAUGAAUUUUAACACAAUACAAGCUGCAAUAACUUGCUCGUCCCAAACGAAUUUUAGUGAACAAUAUAUUAGUAGCAGUUUGAAAUCGAAGAAAUUUGAAUCGAAGAAAACUUCAUCCAACAGAAUCGUAUCUGAAAUCGUUAGAAAGAGUCAACCUUAUAAAGAAAUUGAAGCUACCUUUAAUGAUAACCAUGUCAUCAUCAGGAUGCACAAGGAACCUAACCAAGAGGAGUAUAAUCCCCCGUGUGAAUGUGUCGGCCAAACCGCAACUACGAAAAUAUCAAUGUCAAGUUUGAAGAAAUGCGACGACGGUGUCUCAUUCGAAAUGAACAAUGGAGAUUUGGAACUCUGUCGCAUCCCUCAGGAAGACGCGUCUUCGGCGGACAAGAGCCUCUCUGAAAAGGAAAUGAGUUGUCGCACAAUCAAGUUAUAUCCUGAAGCGGAUAAAGAUAUAAAAGCGAAAGUGGAAAAUUCUACUGAACGUAAUGACAAUCCAAAUAUAUUCAUACUAAGAAUUAAGAAGUGGUGCGAUAGUGGCGAUAAGAAACACAAAGUCGAUUUUGAAUUCCGAGCACCGCGGCCUUGGCAAUCACAGAAAAAUUAA